AUGGAUAUGGCAAACGCGUCAAUUCCCAGCUCGGGAGUCGCCUCUACUGUCAUCCUUGUGGAGCUUGGCGAUGUCGUUCUAGAGACGUCUUUUAAGGCUCUUACUGCCAUUCCCAUAUUCACUUUCAAGUCCAUCAUGCAUUGCUGUGCUACAUACGCAUACCAGCAGGGCGCCUCAAGCCGCCCAGACUACAUUCGACGUCUUCAGGCUGAAUUUGAGCUCUCAGAAGCCGAGAUUGAGUGUGCAUUUGACCAGGUCCAUGCAACCUACACUAUCAACACACAGUUACUCGCCUUUCUAAAAGAGCUCAAAUCUGUUUCGAAGGACAUAAAGAUAUAUGCCUUUGCAAAAAUCGGGAAAGAAGAGUACGACCGCAAUUUUCAUUUGCCAGUGGAUUGGGCCAUCUUUGACCACAUCUUCGCAUCUUACAAAAUUGGAAUGCGAAACCCACAAUUCAACUGCUUUCAUCACGUUCUCGAUUCGAUCAACAAACCUGCACAUGAGAUACUCUUUGUGGACCGAGACACGGACAAUGUGAUGACUGCAGCGUCGUUGGGAAUGAAAGGGGUUGUAUUUGAUGGAGCGGUGAAUUUCCAGCAGACUGUUCGAAACAUGGUUUUUGACCCAGUCGCGAGGGGCAAAGCAUUCCUUCGCAGGAACAAGAAAACAUACAAAUCUAUUAGUGCCAACGGGGUCGCCAUUGAUGAGAACUUUGCCCAACUCAUGAUUCUGGAAGCCACAGGAGACGACGAACUCGUUGAAAUUGACCAUCAUGAGACUACAUGGAAUUAUUUCAUUGGUACACCCGUGCUUACGCAGACGGUCUUUCCCGAUGAUCUUGACACUACAUCUUUGGCACUUAUGGUCCUGAUACAACCUGAUCAUAUCGUCCAUGGUGUUUUAGACCGUAUGCUGGAAUAUGUCAACGAAGACGGUAUCAUUCUUACAUUCUUUACUUCCUUCAAGAACCGCGUUGAUCCAGUUGUUUGCGUUAACGUUCUCGGUUUGUUCUACCGGUACGGCCGUGGACAUCAAUUGUCCAGAACCCUCGAGUGGCUCAAGGAUGUUCUCAUUCGUCGAGCCUAUAUGCAUGGAACGGCCUUCUACCCAACUCCCGAGCACUUCCUUUUCUUUUUCUCCCGCUUCCUAGGUUUCAUUAAAGAAAGCGAUUCCACACUUCACGAUGAGCUUGCGAUCCUUUAUAUCCCGCGCUUGAAGGAGCGCCUUGGUACACCAUGUGACUCUGUCGGAUUAUCUAUGAGAUUGAUUGCAUGCAACCAAUUUGGAAUUGCUGAUCAAAUUGGUCUCGAGACCCUUAAAGCCACACAGUGUGAAGAUGGUGGAUGGGAUAUGGGUCUUCUCUACCAAUAUGCUUCCAAAAAGUUAAAGAUCGGCAACCGAGGAGUGAGCACCGCUUUGGCAGUCAGUGCAAUUGAGAGCUUCCCGUGGCCCAAUGGCAAAUCGAUCGGUCUUUCAAAUGGAGUACUCGAAGAUUUUUCUAAUGGCGUGUCUACUAAUGGCGCGUUCGAAAUUCUGGUUCCCACACUUGAAUACGGCAUGCUCAGCCCACGGAAUGAAGUGCAAGUUGCCUGGGCAUGA
Messenger RNA from Penicillium verhagenii, 1599 nucleotides. Its product is annotated as HAD-like protein. Bases 1 to 1599 code for a protein of 532 amino acids. The transcript is spliced from 3 exons. The record is from RefSeq and is a predicted model, not a curated record. Lineage: Eukaryota; Fungi; Ascomycota; Eurotiomycetes; Eurotiales; Aspergillaceae.